AUGGAUCUGGACUUGAGCCUAGGUCACCACUCCCAUUCCCCCUUCCUGUCUCACUCCCCCUCAUCCCCAGGCUCUUUAGCUGAUCUGUCAGCAUCCUCAGCAGAUCUGCUUGUCACCACCAACCUGGUCAAAUCCUCCUCCACAGACCUGAAGCCGAGGGAGAGCAGCUCCCUGCGAGGCAAACCUCUGCUCAGCCUGGUCAAGUCCCUGAGCACCGAGAUUUCUCGCCGGGUCGAGCCAGAGGUCAACCUCUCCAAGUCAGACUCCAAGUUGCAUUUGCAUCCCUGGAAGCAGCUUCCCUGUCCAAAAAUCAGGUCUGAAGCAGGAGAGCUGAAUGAGAACGAUGACUGGGUAUCACCUCUUUCCACAGGCGGCAUACCCUCCUCUGAACCUCGGGGAAGCUCGCUGAUUGCUGAGCUGGAGGACACACGGAGGAAGUUCUCCGAGGCCAUGCAGGAUCCGCUGAGCAUGCUGAGUAAGAUUAUGGGGGACGAAAGCCCCGGCAGCCCCAAGCAGGGGAGGGCUUCUUGUGCCGGAGACUCCCCGUCUUCCCAAGGCAGCUGUGGAAGAGACGGGGGUAGUGAAGAUGCAGACCUUAAGUGCCGGAGGAGAGCGGAAGGGGAGCACAGAGGUGUGUGUGACACGCCUCUGAGACGACUGCAAAAGGGCUCCUUAACGAAAUCCUCUGUCUCCCUAGAACGCCACAGAAGUGACAGCCAUUUAGAAAUGCGUACUUAUGGAGAUAAGAUUCAGGCGUUGGAGCUCCAGAAUGGUGCCAGGCUCAUCGCUGCCUCUUCACUGGCUCUUUCCUGUGGGUCUUCUUGCUAA
Messenger RNA from Perca flavescens (yellow perch), 828 nucleotides. Its product is annotated as testis-expressed protein 2-like. Lineage: Eukaryota; Metazoa; Chordata; Actinopteri; Perciformes; Percidae. Bases 1 to 828 code for a protein of 275 amino acids. The record is from RefSeq and is a predicted model, not a curated record. The transcript has 2 exons.